This is a messenger RNA of Chaetomium globosum CBS 148.51, 1458 nucleotides long. RefSeq lists its product as uncharacterized. The coding region runs from base 1 to 1458 and encodes 485 amino acids. The record is from RefSeq and is a predicted model, not a curated record. NCBI's taxonomy places the organism in Eukaryota, Fungi, Ascomycota, Sordariomycetes, Sordariales, Chaetomiaceae. The transcript has 3 exons.
AUGUCGACUGCUGCACAGAGCAGCUACGCAGCCUCUACUGCAGACAAUGCCAACAACGUUGCAGCAGUCUUCCUCCCCCGCCCUCGAUCUCGACUGCGCACCAUCGCGAAGCAGUACGACGAAGCUGCGCAGCAAACCGUCACACAUACCGACGAGCCAUACAAGAUCGUUUGGGGGAGCCGAACUUUCGUCAUUAGCGGUGUUCUAAACAAGAAGAAGAGCCGUGGCCGUCGUUCCUGGAUUACUCGUGAGGGUUGGUUCCUAACGGAGCUGACGACAACAGGAAAGGUCAAGCAGGAUGUCUGGUGCUGUCGACGCUGCGAUGCCUACGGCAAGCCCCAGUCCCACAACAUCGCCGAGGACAGCCCCAGCCGGCCAGACAACGAGAUGACCGUCCUUGACAUCCAGCGAGAGGCUAGCAACCGAUCGACCCCUUCCAGCAUUCCACAAGCGAAGAUCAGUCGGGCCCGGGAGCUUCUAGUAGGCUAUAUUGUCGACGGCGACUUGCCCUUUACUGCUCUUGAGAGCGUCUACAUCAAGGAGCUCUUAAAGCAGCUAGACCCUGGAUUCGCCCAAGAGCUCCCUCCACAAUUCAUAUUAGCUUCGACCUUUGGACCUCUCCAAACAACCCUAGCCAUGAUUUCAGUCUUUGGGCACUUCAUCAAUCAGAAGAAAAUGCCCCAGAGCAGGUUGCUAGCCUUCCGUCGGCAGCUAGGGAAGCAUUCUGGGAAUUACAUCGCGCUCACGAUCCAGGAUAUUCUCAAGGCUUGGGGAAUUGGGAAGCAGGUGGGUGUCUGCGUCGCCGACAAUGCAGGGAACAACGACACAUGCCUCAAGGCCCUAUAUCGAUCCCUCGAUCCCACCAUAACCGACCGAGAUAUCAAGGCGCGUCGAAUGCGAUGCUUCGGUCAUGUCCUCAAUCUUGUUGUUCAGGCUUUCCUUUUUGGCCAGGAUGCUACCUGCUUCGAGAGGGAUGCUUAUACCCUUUCCCUUUGGAGUGACGACGAGGCUGAACUAGCACAUUGGAGAGCAAAGGGACCUGUUGGAAAGCUUCACAAUAUCGUCAAGUUCAUCAGGGCGUCGCCGCAACGAUCCGAGGCAUUCCGACAGCAUGCUAAGGAAGCCCAGACCUCUGACGACUAUCUGUUGUCAGAGGAGCCGACCUGGGACCUUGGCCUCAAGCAGGACAACAGCACGCGCUGGAACUCAACUUACCUGAUGAUCGAGAGGGCUGUCAGGAAGAGGGAUGAUAUCAACAGCUUUAUCUUGGAGCUUGAUCUUGAAUCUGAUGGUGACAAGCGGAUCCCUGAUGCUGACAAACUAACCACCGACGACUGGAAGGCCCUGAUCGAGAUCAAGACGAUCUUAGAACCACUCUACAAACUGACGAUAAAGACCCAGGGAUGGGGGCAGUCUGGGAACAAGUGGUCGACUUUCAGAUGUUCUAAUGGGGGAUGA